Messenger RNA from Rhopalosiphum padi (bird cherry-oat aphid), 1488 nucleotides. RefSeq names its product lipase member H-B-like. The transcript is spliced from 7 exons. The record is from RefSeq and is a predicted model, not a curated record. Gene Ontology annotation, biological process: lipid metabolic process. Bases 236 to 1333 code for a protein of 365 amino acids. Lineage: Eukaryota; Metazoa; Arthropoda; Insecta; Hemiptera; Aphididae. Gene Ontology annotation, molecular function: lipase activity.
GACAAAACUCAAAACAAUCGCCGAGUGCAAUAGUUAAACAAAUAACGAAAUACAAUUUAACUCCCUGCAGGUGUACCGCGGUCGUUUUACUUUAUAUCGACUGGCAAUUCUUGCAGGCUUAUAGUCGGUUUAUCCACCACAUCAUAAUAUAUAUUUUGUAAUUUAAACGUGUACUGGGAUAGCACGCAUAUAUAGGUUAGGUAUAUUCCUAUAUCCUAUACAAUAUAUCCUAGAAAUGAAAUUCGUAACAACUAUUACUGCAGUAGUUUUACCACUGGUCCUGCUGUUUGAGAUCAAGCCGAUCAAUGCUCGUAUUUUGAGAUCCAUUUGGCAAAGUUUGACCAGUAAUAAGCCGGCCGAAAAUUACAACGCCCCGGUUUCUCAAGACAACGCAGCCAGAAGUGAAGACAUCGAUCAGCCUGGAGAUUUAGACGAUCGAUCAUUAUUUGUCGAUGGCACCAGUUUAGAUUUUGUCUUUUGGAACUCAGACCUUGGAAAUAAUAAAUCAAUAAUAUUUGAAUUUGGCAAUGAGAAACAAAUAAUCGAAUAUUGGAUUAGGGGUAAACCUUUAAUAGUCAUAACGCAUGGAUGGCGUGGAUCAGAUGAAGACGACAAAGGAGUGUUUGCUAUAAAAACCGCAUACGUGGAUAUUGGAGGAUUCAAUAUUAUCACCGCAGACUGGAAUCGAGUGGCAAAAAACUUACUGUACCCAAUGCCGGCCUAUUUAACCGUUCAGGUGGGUUCAAUAAUCGCAAAAUUGUUGGAAAAUUUUGUUAACCUUGCGGUGAUUGACCCGUCUGAUAUUCAUGUUAUUGGCCAUAGUCUCGGUGCGCAUGUGUCUGGGGCAUGUGGUGCUGCAUUCAGCCUUGGGAAAAUUGGCAGAAUUACAGGUCUAGACCCAGCUGGUCCUGGAUUCGAGUACGUGUCAUUGCGUUCAGACCAUUUAGACAGUACUGAUGCAACAUUUGUGGACGUGAUCCAUACGGCAACGGGGACAGCUGGAUACUCAAAACCCUUAGGACAUGCCGAUUUUUAUCCAAACGAGGGGAAACCCCCUCAACCGGGAUGUUUAGAAUCAUAUAAGCCGAGCGCGUUUGUAAAUCUCAUCGGUUGUAGCCAUUCCAGAUCGCAUCAAUUUUACACAGAUUCCAUUUACCAUAGAUACUCCAUGAUAGCUACAGAAUGUCCUUCGUGGGACGAGUAUACGAGUGGCGAAUGUAAAAAUAAUAGCAAAAGUCCUAUGGGACAUGACGCAGAUCCAAAAGCAAGUGGACUUUUUUAUCUGGAGACCAACGGCGUUGCCCCUUAUGGAAUGUCGACAGCUACACCAUGAAAAACUUAAACAAUUUACACUCUUACGUACAUACGGUUUUUUAUAUUUAUGUACAGUUUGUUUACUAUUGUCUCAUUCUAAUUUAAACUAAGAUGUGUAUGCUUAUGAUAUUUUUAAGAUUUAUGUCGAAUUAAUAAACAGUUUUUAAAUAUUUA